Messenger RNA from Ogataea philodendri, 1608 nucleotides. RefSeq lists its product as uncharacterized. The record is from RefSeq and is a predicted model, not a curated record. Lineage: Eukaryota; Fungi; Ascomycota; Pichiomycetes; Pichiales; Pichiaceae. Gene Ontology annotation, molecular function: ribosome binding; signal sequence receptor activity; transmembrane protein transporter activity. The transcript is spliced from 2 exons. Gene Ontology annotation, biological process: SRP-dependent cotranslational protein targeting to membrane, translocation; post-translational protein targeting to membrane, translocation. Bases 1 to 1608 code for a protein of 535 amino acids. Gene Ontology annotation, cellular component: Sec61 translocon complex; membrane.
AUGCAUCGUCUGGCAAGUGGCCACAACACCACUGGCACCACAACAGGUAGUACUUACCGUGUUCCUGUGGGAUCCAGUCCUGCAUUGGGAUCUCGUAGAUGUCUCCAAUUUUGCCAGCCUGAACUAGUGGAGCCAACUCUUUGCGCAUCUGUCCGUUUAUUGGACCUUGCUAAACCUUUUGUUUCGCUUCUUCCAGAAGUCGAAUUCCCAUACCAAAAAAUCGGGUUUGACGAGAAAAUCGUCUACACCGUCGCCUCGGUCGCUGUUUAUCUUCUUGCUAGUUUGCCGCUAAGCAAUGUUUCACAGGGCCGUCUAGCCGACCCUUUCACUUGGCUACGUACCCCGUUUGCUUCCCAAGCAGGUACAGCCUUGGAAUUCGGUCUGUUGCCUAUUGUCACUGCUGGUUUCUUGUGGCAGAUAUUGGCUGGUUUGAAGAUUGUGAAAGUCAGCUUUGAAUCCAGAACCGACAGAGAAUUGUUCCAAUCUUGGCAGAAGCUGACCGCUGUGCUCAUUGCCGUGGUGUACUCUGUCUUGCUCACCUUUGCCGGCUACUUUGACCCUGUUGACCAGUUUACCUCCCAGGAGUCGGUGCCAAUUUGGGGAAGACUCACCUACAUUGUUCAGCUGUCUUUCAUGGCUCUGAUCACCGCUCUUUUGGUGGAACUGCUCGACAAGGGCUACGGGUUUGGUCCUGGUAUUUUGGCCUUGAGUACUGCGUGGUCUGCUACUCAGUUCGCUACCUCUUUCGUUGGUAUAACCACCUCUGUCACUUCCAGAGGCUGGGAAUCUCACGGUGCUUUGGUGCAACUCAUCAGAAACAUCAGAAAUAAGUCGUUUGGAUUGGCCAUCUACGAGGCCUUUACCAGAGAAAACCUGGCAAACUUGACCCAGAUCUACAUUGCGUUGGCAGCCUUGGGAGUGGCUAUCUACUUUGGAAACUGCAGAGUCGACAUCCCAAUCAAGUCCGCCAAAGUUAGAUCCAUGGCUUCUGUGUACCCAAUCAAGCUGCUUUAUUGUGGAGCUUUGCCAUUGGUGUUUACUUACGCCGUGUUGUACAACCUCAACAUCAUUGGUUUUGCCGUCACCAGAAUUUUCAACACUGCUCCAUUCGCAAAAUACAUUGGACAAUGGAAGCUGGACGAGUUCACCUCUUCCACUUAUAAUCUCACGUGUGGAUUCUUGUACUUCAUUUCUGCUUCUCCAAAGAACAUUUCUCCAAUCCACUUGCUGGUAAGACCAAUCACCUUCUCGUUGUUCACUGUGAUUGUGUCUGUGUUGUUCGCCAAGUCCUGGAGCAACAUUUCGGGCUCUUCUGGUAGAGACCUUGCCAAACAGUUCAAGGAACAGGACAUUUCCAUGAUUGGUCACAGAGACACUGCUGUUGGAAAAGAACUUGGCAAGAUUAUUCCUGUGGCUGCCACCACCGGAGCUUUGAUUGUUGCCGGUGUCACCAGCGUCGCAGAGGGAUUCGGACUCUCUAACGGUCUUGCCGUUGGCGUUUUGAUAGGUGUUCUCAGCGCCUUGACUCUGUUGGAGUCUGUCAUGACAGAGUUCCAACAAUCAGGAGGUAUGGGAUCCCAGUUCGGCCAAUUGUUCCAACAGCGUUAA